Fundulus heteroclitus (mummichog) is the source of this 8354-nucleotide messenger RNA. It is a transcript of the gene tns1b, whose product is annotated as tensin 1b. Bases 185 to 5743 code for a protein of 1852 amino acids. The transcript is spliced from 35 exons. The record is from RefSeq and is a predicted model, not a curated record. Gene Ontology annotation, biological process: fibroblast migration. Gene Ontology annotation, molecular function: protein binding. NCBI's taxonomy places the organism in Eukaryota, Metazoa, Chordata, Actinopteri, Cyprinodontiformes, Fundulidae.
CAGACUACCUGUCGGAUCUGCUCCCAGCGGCCGGAGAAGAAACGUCCCAGCAGGAGCGAUUGGGUUAAAGAGCGCAGGGAUGCCGGGGAGGUUCUGCAGAGACGCGGAGGGUUGACCCGGAAUGAAGUCCUGAUUCCUGCGCCCGGAGCUGCAGCAGCAGGGAGCUGGGAGUGAGCCCUGGUGGAUGGGUCUGUGGAACUGUGCUCGGAUGGGAUGCACGGUGAGCUUCAUCUGCUGCGAAGAGGACUUUCUGCAAAUGCCCCUUUACCGGCAUGAGGAUGAGGAGAAGAAAGAGCCGGAGGAGUUGGAGGCGCUCCAUUCUCACACGUUCCGGGUGAAGACCUUCAAGAAGACCAAGCACUGCAGCGCCUGCAAACAGACCAUCGUCCAGGACGGCCUCGUCUGCAGAGUGUGCCGAAUAGCGUGCCACAAGAAAUGUGAAGCCAAGGUGUCUUCUUCGUGUGUUCCAGCAACAAACUACGAGCUGGCACCAGGCGGUAACCUCGCUCUCAAACAUGUAGACACCAUGGGUUCAACAAAAUCCUCCAAGAGCAUGGAGUCCCGGAGAAGACCGUCGAGGAGCGCGAGCCUCCUGCAGGCGCUGGACGAGGGCUACGAGCUGGACCUGAUCUACAUCACGGAGAGGAUCAUCGCCGUGUCCUUCCCCAGCAGCGUGGAGGAGCAGAGCUACGCCGCCAACCUGAGGGAGGUGGCCUCCAUGCUGCGCUCCAAACACGGACACAACUACCUGCUCUUCAACCUCAGCGAGAAGCGUUAUGACAUCACUCAGCUGAACCCGAAGGUGUUGGACUUUGGCUGGCCGGACCACCACGCGCCGGCGCUGGAUAAAAUCUGCAGCAUCUGCAAGGCCAUGGACACGUGGCUGAGCGCAGACAGCCACAACGUGGUGGUGAUCCAUAACAAGGGCAAUCGGGGCAGAACCGGCGUGGUGGUGGCCGCCUACAUGCACUACAGCAACAUCUCUGCCAGCGCUGACCAGGCUCUGGACCGGUUCGCCAUGAAGCGAUUCUAUGAGGACAAAGUGCUCCCUGUGGGCCAGCCGUCUCAGAAAAGGUAUGUGGAGUACUUCAGCGGUUUGCUCUCCGGCCAAAUCAAGAUCAACAACAAACCGCUCUUCCUUCACCAUGUCAUCAUGCACGGCAUCCCCGACUUUGAGUCCAAGGGAGGUUGUCGUCCUUUCCUGAAAAUCUACCAGGCCAUGCAGCCCGUCUACACAUCUGGGAUCUAUAACGUUCAAGGCGACAGCCAGACAAGCAUCUGCAUCACCAUUGAACCCGGUCUGCUUCUGAAAGGCGACAUCCUGCUGAAGUGCUACCACAAACGCUACCGCAGCUCCUCCAGGGACGUGAUGUUCCGGGUGCAGUUUCACACCUGCGCCAUUCAUGACCUGGGAAUCGUGUUUGGGAAGGACGAGCUGGACGAGACGUUUAAAGAUGACAGGUUUCCAGAAUACGGAAAAGUGGAGUUUAUUUUCUCCUUCGGACCAGAGAAAAUCCAUGGUCAAGGUAUGGACCACCUGGAGAACGGGCCGACGGUCUCGGUUGACUAUAACACUCAGGAUCCUCUGAUUCGCUGCGAUUCCUAUGAGAACUUCAACCAGCUCUGUGAGGACGCCGCAGACGACGUUGUCCACACCCAAGGCCCCCUGGACGGCAGUCUCUACGCCAAAGUUCGCAAAAAGGAGUCUGCUGAAGGAGCAGUCACAGCCAACGGCCUUCCAUCCACGGCCGUGGAACACACUCUGCCAGCCGGUGACCACGCCCUGUCAGUGAGCAGCGAUUCAGGAAACUCCACCGCCUCCAUCAAAACUGACCGAACGGAUGAAGCCACGUUAGCGCCUCAGGCUUCCACUGUGGGCCAGGCACACAUCGCCGCCGGUGAGGAGUUGCCUUCAGUCCAUCAACAAACUCCACCGGCCCAGCAAACAAUAAGCCCCAAGGAGAAGAAGGAGCUAGAGCAACUACUGAGUGGACUGGAGGGCCCCUUGCACAGACAGGGCUACCUCUCCCCCCCGACGUCUGCCGCCGGUGCAGGAAUGCUUCACCUGGUGCCCGCCCAGGUCCAUGUUAAUGGGCACGGCGGCAUCGAUCGCGAAACAGACAUCCUGGACGAUGAGCUGCCCACCAGUCAAGAGGGCAACAGCGUGGACAGUCUGGGGACGUUUUCUUCCACGGAUGGACGCGCCACACCGGCUGACCUCUACUACCAGUCUGAGUCACUCAUCAACGGCCAGGAACCUGUGCCGUACCUGGAGCGCAGCGUCCCGGAGAAACCUCUGGAAGCCGCUCAGUCACACGUCAGCAGAUCGGAUAAACCCACCGCUCUAGUCCAAAGCGAUUCGACGCCGUCGGCGGAAAACUACAUGGCUACCCAGAACGGCAGCCUGUUUCGCUCUCGCUCUUUCGGUGCGGAGACAAAUUCCAUGCCGCAGGCUCCCGCCCGCACCACCAGCAGCAGGGAUGCCGUCCAGCGCGGCCUCAACGUCUGGCAGCGAUUCGGGGUCCCAGAGGAGCCGGUGACCGAAGGCAUCACUUUUAGUCCACUUCCGUCCGUAGCAAUGUCCACUCACCACAGCCUGCCGCAGUUCCCGCACCGUCACAGUGCCUCUCAGGAAGAGAUCGAGCAAUCUAUUGAAACCCUUAACCAACUCGUGAUGGGUCUGCAACCCGGCCAUUCGGUUCCCCCGCGGAGGGAAACCGUCGUGACUACGCAGCCGUCCUUCGGCCAGAGCCAAACCAGACCGUCCCACCAGACUGAUGCUGCCUUUCAUGUUCCCGCUCCUGCGUCCAGCUCGGCCGGCCAUUCGUCAAACGCCAACACGUCAUCUGGGAAACCGGGUUCACCCGAGCCCACACCUUUCCACGGAGCCCCAAAUUACUCCUCUGCCAGCACUGGUUCAUCACAGGUCCAUCCCUCUUUAGGCACCCACCUUCAGCUCAAACCCGUCAGCACGCUCCCAACAAGUACCCAGACCCAAGUGCCAGAGUUUUCUCAGUCUCAAAUGACCCCGAGUGCUGCUUCAGCAUCAUCUCAGCCAAGAGACGGUGAGACGGACGAAGUCUUCAACGUGGAAGGUCUUGUGGCCCAGAGAGUGGCUGAGUACUCGGCUCGAGUCCAAAACAUCAACCCCAGCAUGACCUCUUCUCAGUCUGAGCACCGCCGCUCUCACUCCCUCUCGGGGGUCCAGGCCCGUUCGGCACCUUCGGACGAACCGACAACCUUUCCCCGACGUCGCAUCACCAGCGAGGGUCACUGCGACGACGCUCUGUCCCCAGACGUCCCCGUUCGUUCUCCCAUCCGCUGCGUUUCCCCGGAGUUUGUCAACGCCAUAGCGCUGAACCCUGGAGGACGGCCCAAGGAGAGAAACAUGCACAGCUACCGGGAGGCCUUUGAGGAGCUGGACGGAGGCCCCGUCGGUCCUACACCCACAGCUGGUGGUGAGGCGUUACCCCAAACCCCCGCCUUCCCCGUCUCACCGCAAACCCCUUACUUCAACUUGUGUCGGUCUCCUCCUGGUCUUGCCAAGACUCCUCUGUCCGCCCUGGGUUUGAAACCACACAACCCGGCAGAAAUCCUCCUUCACCAAACAGGCUCAGAGGAGGAGAGCAGUGAAAGUGAGGAAGGCCCUAGAAGCUAUGUGGAGUCUGUGGCGAGGUCAGCAGUGGUCGGUGGAGAGCCACCAACAUCACCUCGGAGCCUUAGUCCCCCUGGAGACACCAAGAGUCAGCAGAGAAGUCCAACCCCAACCACCCACACGCUGAACCCACCUUUAUCCAGCAGCAGUCCCAUCCAGCACUCACAGGGAGAUCAUCUCCAACCAGAAAGCAGCCUAAGCACUUCAUCCCAACCAGCUGUUGGUUCUGGAUUCCACUCGCACCCCACAGAGAGUUCAUACCCUACCUUUACACCAUCAAACCAAGACCUUUAUCCAUCCACUUCUCCCUACCUGGACUCCAGCUCUCCAACCUCUUCCUACCCUGGCUCUACAACCCCAACACUGUCCUAUCUUGGUCCUAGUAGCCUACUGGGAAGCUAUCCAGGCUCUGACCCCAGCCCACCUCUGUCAGAACCCUCCAAGAUUAUACUAAACCAUGAAAGUCUCCAGCUACAGCCCAACGUUCAUAGCUCCAACUACAAUCCCGUCCUCCCGCAGCACUUCAGUGUUAAACAAGAUGGAUCCAUCCAGCCAGGGCAGAAAUCCCCGGCUAAUGGCUUUGAAGUAGCUAUGGCAGGACUUGGUGGCAGUCCAAUCCUUGGUCGUCAUCGGUCCCAGGGGGCACAGAGCAGUCCGGUUCUCAGCAGACAGGCCUCUUUAGGACAGGGAUCACAGCAAAGCCCGGUCUUAAGCAGGCAGCCGUCCUUGGGUCAACCCAUCCAGAGCAGCCCAGUGCUUAGCCGACAGCCAUCCAUCACACACCCUCAAGGAAGCCCAGUGUUGGGCUGCCACCCAUCUGUUGCCCAGAUGUCCCAGAGAAGCCCCAGUUUAGACCGCCACCCCAUGCACAGCGGUUACACGACGCCAGAUGAGAUACACGGGAACCUGUCAAGACAGAGCAGUUCUUCAGGCUACCAGGGACCACCCACUCCCUCCUUCCCCAUUUCCCCCGCUGGCUACCCAGAUGGGGUGAUGGGCAUUGGUUUCAGGCAAGGUAGCCCAGCCCCUGGUUUCCAGCCCCAGCUCCCAGAGAAGAGACGCAUGUCGAGUGGUGACAGACCGAACGGAGCACUGUCCUAUGGGACGGUGAAUGGGAAGAUGAUGUCCUCGGCGAGUGGAGGAAGUACUUCUGGCUACUUCCACACCCUCUCAGACUUCUCCCGGUUCAAUAUGCACGAUGGAAGUCCGGAGAACAAGCUGAAUGUCAAGUUUGUUCAAGACACAACCAGGUUCUGGUACAAGCCUGAUAUCUCCAGGGAGCAAGCUAUCAACCUGCUAAAGGACAGAGAGCCGGGAGCCUUCGUGAUCAGAGACAGUCACUCUUUCAGAGGAGCGUACGGCCUGGCGAUGAAGGUGGCAUCCCCCCCACCCUCUGUGCAUCAGAGCAAGAAAGGCGACAUCGCCAACGAGCUGGUGAGGCACUUCCUGAUCGAGAGCAGUCCGAAGGGCGUGAAGCUGAAAGGCUGCCCCAACGAGCCUUAUUUUGGUUGCCUCUCUGCGCUGGUCUACCAACACGCCAUCACACCUCUGGCGCUCCCCUGCAAGCUCCUCAUCCCUGCCACAGAUCUCAUGGAGGAAACUGCAGAGGUCGCAGCAACGAACCCGCUGGGAGAACGGCUGAAACAAGGAGCAGUGCAGAGGGCCCCAGCUGAGUCCCAUGCAUGCAACGUCCUCUACAUAAACUCGGUGGAGAUGGAGUCCCUGACGGGCCCCCAGGCUGUUGCCAAGGCCAUUUCUGAGACGCUGGCUGCCGCGUCUCCGCCCGCCGCCACCGUCGUGCACUUCAAGGUGUCCUCGCAGGGCAUCACGCUCACCGACAACCGCAGGAAGCUUUUCUUCCGCCGCCACUAUCCUGCCAACUCGGUCACGUUCUGCAAUACGGACCCUCAGGACAGGAAAUGGAGCAAACCUGAGGGAGGCCCAGCCAAGCUCUUUGGGUUUGUGGCGCGGAAGCAGGGCAGCACGACAGACAACGUCAGCCACAUCUUUGCUGAGCUGGACCCGGACCAGCCCGCCAGCGCCAUCGUCAACUUCGUGUCAAAGAUAAUCGCCUCGCAGACCCGAUGAGGAGUGGGACCCGGACCCCUGGCCCUUUGCUUUUAAAGCCUUUGGUUAUUUCUCCUUCUUCUUUUACUCUGUCGCCCUUUUUUUUUUUUUGGUUUUCCUGCUCUGUCACUUUUGAGACGUGUGCUUCUUCUUGGACGGGCUUCAGAACAGAGCGGAGGAAGUGACAGAUGGGGGGGGGGGGGUAGCUGUAUAUGACGGAGGGAUGGGGGGUGAAUGCACUCCAGGGAAGGGUCGCUGGAGAACAGAAAGAGGGAAAGACUGUGUGCAAAUGUUCAUGUUUUUUGCAUUUUUUUUUAAAGUUUUUUUGUUUUUAAGGAGGAAGUGAAGUUGUGUGAAGGUGGACUUGUUUAUCUUUCAGGCUUUUGACCGAUCAACCAAAGAUUAGAAAAAGAGGCAGCCAGGGCGCGCGCAGUGCACCACUGACGGAGGGUCACACGUGUUCUUUUGUAAAACAAAUGGCGGCUUUAAUCCCAAAAAAAAAAAAAAAAGGAGCGUUUCUUUCUGUUUGUACUGAUACUGUAGGUCAAUUCUGCACCACUGCUGUCGACGAGAAAAACACUGUUGGACGUUUUUAGCAGCUGGUGGCGUCUGUAAAUACUGGGAACGGCUUUCUUCGGCGUAGGACUGUAUCAGACAUCCUCUGGUGCCUGACUUUGUUUUCUAAACGCAGAGCUUCGAAAAAAAAUUAAAAUUAUUCACGGCGUCUUAAAUAUGCAAACAGCCAAACGUGGAGCUCGGCGCGGCGCGGGGCUGAAGCCAUGCGGCUAGUCGUGAACGAACGCCUCCGACCGUCACUGUGAACCCAGAAUCCAGUGGAGCCGCUGCACCGCCGCGUCACGUCCGCCGCCAUCACUGCACGGCAGCACCCAGGCAGUUUCCUUCACUCGCGACUGAAAGGCCCCGAGUCGUUUGGCGAGGAGCGACUUUCCAAGUCCGUCUCUCUCUACGGCUCUCGGUUUUUGUCUGUGGAAACGAACGGAGUCAGAACGCUAACACCCUACCCAACAGUAAGCUAUGCCUAUAAGUACAUAGGAGUUCUAUAUAGAAACUUCCAGAGAUAUUUAUUUUGUUUGCUUUGUUGCUUCAUUUUAACUUGUAUACCUGUAUUAUAAAGUAUACAUCCAGAUAACUAAGAGCAGGAGAUGGCUUUUUGUUUUGGCUGAAGUGUAUCGAGAGGAAAGUUGUAAAGCUUAUGCGUUUAAAAGUGCAUCACUGUCGUUCUGAAUGUUCCUUUUUUGUCACGGCGUUUGAUUUCUUUUAACUUUUUGUUUUUUAUCGGGGAGCCUUUUUUUAUUUCGAGAUGGGAAAUGUUUUGUAUCAAAGAUUAUUACUUAAGUCCAAAUUGGAGUUGAUCUAAAGUGAAGCCAGCAAAAAAAAAAAAAAAAAAAAAAAGAUUUAUAGAAGAUACAUUCUCCAUAGUUAGCACUUAAAAGUUUCACCAGUGUGUUUUCCCUUGAAUGAAUGUGGACAACAGCACCUCAGAGGUCCGGUUAAAACUCUGUUUCCAUCCUGAGAUGCCUCAGAGUCACUUUAAUUUCUUACAAACCAACUAAAGUAGCCAUGGUGGGGGAAAAAAAGUCAGAUUCUCAACAUUGAGGAAAGCAGCGUUAAAAUAAUUGGAAGCUAUUUUUAAAAGCAAUACCUGCAGCGUCCAACUUGGCAUUCGGAACGUCGAACCAAACCGGGUCAGAAUAAAGUUAAACAUCCAGAAAGAUGCUCUGAUCUGGAUGUAAACGAUUUAAGGGACCGGAACGCCUAGAACUGGUUCUAGAUGCUAUGAUUGGUGUUUCCGACAGUUAGCGGAUCAGCUGACAGUCAGCAGUGUGUGAAGGUCGCUACUGGUGCGCCUUCGCCCUUCUCCGACAUCGACCAUCCUUCUCUCCGGAUCCAAGAAACAGGAACAUCCUUGAAGUUUUUCCUUCCAGAAGAAACAAGGAGGCUGGCGACACCUAAUCACCACCAGACCGUCGGUGAAGACCUUGACCUCUAUCGAGCAAAGAGCAGCAGUCGGAGCAUCUUACUGCCACAGACCAAAGAAGUGCAUGUGGGCCGUCGGUCAUAUUGUGCAUCCAGGGCAAUUAUUCUGCAGCCAAUGAACACCCACGGCUCAUAAAGUCUAAUAAUCCAAGGCAGACCACACCAAACGAAAGUUCUGGCCAAGCACCUUUCCUCAUGCAAACCCAGUUCCCCAGAACUGGACCAUCUGGUGUAUUUACCACCUUCUAACCUCAUCCUCUCCAAAUCACAGAGGAAACAUUUCAGGAUGAGAAACUAUUCAUUCGGACUCUUCCGUCUGAAGGUGCGACGUUAAAAAAAAAACAAAUCUUCCAUGUCACGAUGAAUUGGACGCUGGCGCCCUCGUGUGGUGCAGGAGGAUAACUACACAGGGCCGUCUAUGAUUCUGGUACAGUGUUUUAACUGUGUUGGAUGAAAAUAAAAACUGAGUUAGGAUGAUCAACCCGUUUAGGAAAGCAGACCAACCUUAUUGUAUUUUGCUGACAGAAGUAUUAUUUUGAGCCCCGCAUCAAGGAGUGAGCCGAGGCCGUUGCAUUUUCCUUCUUAAGAACACGUUAGCAGCAUGAUGGUUCUUAAAAAAAGACAAACUUUUUAU